AUGUCCAAUCCACCUUUGUUUCGUGACCCAUGGGCGAAGAGGGAAGCAUGGCGAAAAUCCCCUGUGUUCACGAACCAUGCCAUGAUUUCUAGCGUGUUUCCAGGGCUUGGAAUAACACUAGUAGCGUUUACCGCGUAUGUGAUAGUUGAUAAUUUCUACUCCAAAACGCAACCAAGGCAGAAGCGCUGA
Messenger RNA from Suillus subalutaceus, 189 nucleotides. Its product is annotated as NADH dehydrogenase 1 beta subcomplex subunit 3. The transcript has a single exon. The coding region runs from base 1 to 189 and encodes 62 amino acids. Gene Ontology annotation, biological process: electron transport chain; mitochondrial respiratory chain complex I assembly. NCBI's taxonomy places the organism in Eukaryota, Fungi, Basidiomycota, Agaricomycetes, Boletales, Suillaceae. The record is from RefSeq and is a predicted model, not a curated record. Gene Ontology annotation, cellular component: mitochondrion.